Molecule: messenger RNA, 740 nt
Organism: Gymnodraco acuticeps
Lineage: Eukaryota; Metazoa; Chordata; Actinopteri; Perciformes; Bathydraconidae
Gene: rpl12
Product: ribosomal protein L12
Exons: 6
Coding region: 251-706 (151 amino acids)
Biological process (GO): translation
Cellular component (GO): ribosome; cytosolic large ribosomal subunit
Molecular function (GO): structural constituent of ribosome; large ribosomal subunit rRNA binding
Source: RefSeq, a predicted model, not a curated record
CCUUUAACGGUGAAGGUGCAACAGUAAUCGGUCGUCCCGAGCCCGGGUUCAUCCGACACCCUCACGCAAGCUGAACUCAACCAACACGCAACAUGCCUCCCAAAUUCGACCCCAGCGAGGUUAAAGUUGGUAUGUUUUCAGUGUUACCUGGGUAAUAAAAGCAGAGUCUUGUUCACAGCAAGAUGGAGUCGUUCUCUGACGGCUGUCUCCGUGUCUGCCGGCCUGUGAACGGCCUAAAGAAAACGUGUACAUGAGAUGCACUGGAGGAGAGGUUGGAGCAACAUCAGCCCUGGCCCCCAAGAUCGGACCCCUGGGUCUGUCUCCCAAGAAAGUUGGUGAUGACAUUGCCAAGGCCACCGGUGACUGGAAGGGCCUGAGGAUCACUGUGAAGCUGACUAUCCAGAACAGACAGGCAGCGGUUGAGGUCGUUCCCUCUGCAUCUGCUCUGAUCAUCAAGGCUCUGAAGGAGCCUCCUCGUGACAGGAAGAAGGUCAAGAACAUCAAGCACAGUGGGUCUGUAACCUUUGAGGAAAUUUUGACCGUCGCUCGCACAAUGAGGCCUCGCUCCAUCGCCAGAGAGCUCUCUGGAACCAUCAAAGAGAUCCUCGGUACCGCGCAGUCUGUCGGCUGCACCAUUGAUGGUCGUCAUCCCCACGAUGUCAUCGAUGAUAUCAACGGCGGCAAAAUCGAGUGUCCAUCCGAGUAAAUGCGUGACACCAAUAAAGUGUUCACAAAUGUAA